Myripristis murdjan (pinecone soldierfish) is the source of this 1988-nucleotide messenger RNA. It is a transcript of the gene cyp24a1, whose product is annotated as cytochrome P450, family 24, subfamily A, polypeptide 1. Gene Ontology annotation, molecular function: heme binding; iron ion binding; oxidoreductase activity, acting on paired donors, with incorporation or reduction of molecular oxygen. The record is from RefSeq and is a predicted model, not a curated record. Gene Ontology annotation, biological process: cholesterol metabolic process; cellular response to peptide hormone stimulus; glucocorticoid biosynthetic process. NCBI's taxonomy places the organism in Eukaryota, Metazoa, Chordata, Actinopteri, Holocentriformes, Holocentridae. Gene Ontology annotation, cellular component: mitochondrial inner membrane.
GAAUCCAGAACUCUUGCCCCUCAAAAUGCAUGCCAGCAAACAUCCCUCAGAGUUCAAGGAUGUUCUGAUGCCACAUGAGACCCUAUUUGAGGAUGAGGGCGCAGAUCCAAAAAGUUCCUCAGAUUGUUGAGUUGCUGAAAAAGAAGUCGGUAGGGCUGCAGCACUUCAAACCAACAUCCUCCGUGUGCGUCCUGGAGGAGAAGGAUGCUGUGGAGGCUGCGUCGUGCCCUCACGCUGCCUCCAGAGCGCACAGCCUGGACGCCAUCCCUGGACCCACCAACUGGCCCCUGGUCGGCAGUCUGGUUGAACUUCUGCGGAAGGGCGGGCUGACAAGACAGCACGAAGCACUGGUUGACUAUCAUAAGAAAUUCGGCAAAAUAUUCCGGAUGAAACUUGGCUCUUUUGAAUCGGUCCACAUUGGCGCACCUUGCUUGCUGGAGGCGCUCUACAGAAAGGAGGGAAGUUACCCUCAGAGACUGGAGAUCAAACCCUGGAAAGCAUACAGAGAUCUGAGAAACGAGGCGUAUGGGCUUCUCAUUCUGGAGGGAAAAGACUGGCAGCGGGUGCGGAGUGCAUUUCAGCAGAAACUAAUGAAACCGACAGAGGUGGUGAAGCUUGAUGGCAAAAUAAACGAGGUGUUGAUAGACUUUGUUGCCAGAGUUGGAAAAAUAAAUGUCGAUGGGAAAAUUGAAGACUUGUACUUCGAGCUGAAUAAAUGGUCGUUUGAGACCAUUUGCUUGGUUCUCUAUGACAAGAGAUUUGGACUGCUGCAGGAGAACGUCAACGAGGAAGCAAUGAACUUCAUCACAGCUGUAAAAACAAUGAUGAGCACAUUUGGCAUGAUGAUGGUCACACCGGUGGAGCUCCACAAGAGCCUCAACACAAAAACAUGGCAGGAUCAUACUGCAGCAUGGGACCGCAUUUUCAGCACAGCCAAAGUCUACAUAGAGAAGCUGAAGAGGAAUGCCACUGGAGCUCCUGAUGACCUGAUUGGUGACAUUCUCCACCACAGCUGCCUCUCUAAGAAGGAGCUUUACGCAGCCAUCACUGAGCUGCAGAUUGGGGUGGUGCCGACAACUGCCAACAGUAUGCUGUGGGCUAUUUUCAACUUGUCACGUAACCCUGGCGCCCAGAGGAAGCUGCAGGAGAGUAGGGAUGUGGUGCCAUCCCUGAUCAGAACCCAUGUGGGGGAGCACAUCAAGAGCAUGCCCUACCUCAAGGCCUGCCUGAAGGAAUCCAUGAGGUUAUCGCCGUCAGUUCCAUUCACCAGUCGGACCCUGGACAAAGACACUGUGUUGGGAGAUUACGCCAUUCCCAAAGGAACAGUGUUAAUGAUUAACAGCCACGCGCUGGGUUACAAUGAGGAGUACUUUGAUGACGGGAAGCAGUUCAAACCUGAGCGCUGGUUACGGGAGAACAGCAACAUCAAUCCCUUUGCCUAUGUUCCCUUUGGCAUUGGAAAGAGGAUGUGCAUCGGCCGGCGGCUCGCAGAGCUCCAGCUGCAGCUCGCCAUGUGCUGGCUGGUCAGAGACUAUGAGAUUGUACCAACAGAUAAUGAGCCACUCGACGUGAUCCAUUCCGGUGUCUUAGUGCCCAACAGGGAAUUGCCUGUCGCUUUCAUAAGGAGAUGAAGAUCCAUAUUCAACUCUUCCGGACAUAGUGACAGAAAGAUGAUACCUCUGUUGCCAUGGCCCUGGUGGUUCAGUGACUCCCUAUAUUGCUGCUCUGUACAUAGAAAAAACAUAUAGAAAUGAAUAAGCAUUUAAUCACGCCAGAAAUACCUCAGACUUAUGUAUGAAGCUAUUUAAACUAUUACUUGUGACAUAUAGUUUGCUGACCAAAAUACCAGUUGUUAUGUACAAACUGAAUGUUGUACCAAGGCAGCUGUCUUCAAAUCUUUAUGUAAUGCUCUCACCUCAGACAUAGAUGUCAAUUACUUUAUGCAGUAUUUUGUUUCAUUGUAUAAUAAGUUAUAUACAUACUGUAGG